AUGGCUGAACCUAGUCCAACGAAUCUGUUGGAGCAUUCAUCUACUAGUCUUACAUCUCCGACUCCUGCAGAUAGCGGCAAAGUCGAAUCUACAAUGCUGGCGGGCGCUUCUGCUGAAUCUAGUAUCGCAAGCUCCGGUCACGCAAUCAUCGACAUAAGCAUGUCAGCCGAAGAGAUGCGUUCUCGUCUCACAAACGCCACGCGUAGGAGACUGGCACAAAGUGCCAUUCACAGCUUCGCUCACAGAGCUGCAUUGUUCGAGCAGCUCUGA
Molecule: messenger RNA, 270 nt
Organism: Protopolystoma xenopodis
Lineage: Eukaryota; Metazoa; Platyhelminthes; Monogenea; Polystomatidea; Polystomatidae
Source: the annotation of a GenBank genome assembly